Amphimedon queenslandica is the source of this 3110-nucleotide messenger RNA. RefSeq names its product galactan beta-1,4-galactosyltransferase GALS3. Gene Ontology annotation, molecular function: glycosyltransferase activity. Bases 1947 to 3104 code for a protein of 385 amino acids. Lineage: Eukaryota; Metazoa; Porifera; Demospongiae; Haplosclerida; Niphatidae. Gene Ontology annotation, cellular component: cytoplasm. The record is from RefSeq and is a predicted model, not a curated record. The transcript is spliced from 4 exons.
UGUGGGUGUAAAUUAAAACUUUUAUUAUUAUUAUUAUUAUUAUUAUUUGUAAAGUUUAUGCAAGCUGUCCAUACCAUAGGAACUUUUUAUAAAUUUUGUGGAUUUUGCAAAUUUUUCCUGAAAACGCAAAUAUUGUGGCCUCGAAUAAUAAUAGGGGUAUGUGGUAAUGUGGGAGUUUUUAUCAUAGGAUGGCCUUUUUGAACCAUUUUCAGCUAUUAUUGGAUGUCAGCUAAUAGGCUUGAUGUUUUUUGGCAAUUUCCAAACUAUACUGGUCCUUUGUGAAGUGAUGUACCCCAAGGAGCAAUUGUGUCAGCUAAAAAGGUGUUAGGGAAAUUUGCGAAAUUUACUUUCGCAAAAAAGGGAACUCAAAAUCUGUAGCCCUCGAGAAAAGAGCGCCCUACUGUAUAUUUUCAUUUACAAAACUGCCUAUUGUACUGAAUUACAAAUAUGAUACAAGGCCAGCGUAAUGUCAUGAGUAAUUUAACCUUUGGAUGCAUGCAUGCCUUGCACUAAAAUAGAACCAAAUCCUAUUCCAGCAUCAAUAUAACAUCAGAACUAGCGUAAACCAGAAAUUGCAAGAAUACAACAAGAGUUGUAGGGUUAGGUAGCUGUUGCUUCUUUAUAAGUGCAUGCAGCUCAAGUUUUCAAUUUCAAUUUUCAGUCUUUGUUGCUAUCGUACUCCUAGUCUCCUAUAACUGCUACUGUUUUUUUCAAGUGUGUUGUGUCCAGGGGCGUCCCCAGGGGGGCUAAAAGGGGCUUGAGCACCCCCCCUCAUGGCUGGGAUCAGAAAAUUUUUUAAGCACUGGUGUCUCAUAUCACUGCUAAGCGUCUUAAGAAAGUUAUAUAACACACUUGACAAUCAUUUCAGCUUUAAUUCCAGCAUUUUCCAGUGCUUUAAAGGGCAAUAGAAAGCGCCAGCAUGCCUGAAAUUACCGUGACCCCACUUAAUAUUGGUGAAUAAUCUUUGAAAACAGUGGAAAACAAUAUUUUAGCACUGUAAAAGGGGUGCGGCUAAAAUCGCAGUGGACUUUGCAUGCCAUUAGCACCCUCCUCUUUCAAUUCCUGGGUACACCUCUGGUGUCUAUUGCAUUUGCAUUCAUGAUUGUGUACUUGUACUUGUAUUGUCAAAAAACAGAUCAGAUAUGUACUUGUAUCACUUAGCAAAUUUUUGUGUAUGUACAUUUACUUAUUGCUUCCCAAAUUUGUAUAUAUUUUGGUAAUUUUUAAAUUUAUUUUUCAUGUAUCCUGUGCUUAAAAUGUUGAAUUAUUGGAAGGCCAAUGUCUUUGUCACGUUUCUUAUUGUUUUAUCAUCUGCUAUUGCUAUGAAAAUGUUCUUAUGUUAACUAUGACAUUAUAAGACAUCAUUGUUGCAGUUAACUUUGGUAUGCCAUUGGAUUUAUAGGAGAACCCAAUUCUUAGGGUUCCCAAGGGCUGAGAGACCCAAGAACUGAGAUCCUGAAGUGGCACUGGGCUGUGAAAAUUUUAUCCCUCUCCCACAUUCCUAUAGAAGUUAUUCCAGUUCUUCUUAUCCUAAACUGGGACAUAGUAUACGUUAGUAAUACAUAAUACUUACUAUGCCAAAUGCCAAUAGUAGUUUAGCAUAAAUGUGUACUCCUUUGGAUGUAUAUGCAUACCAGGGUUGGGGUCAAUUACUGGCAAUAAGAUUAUUUUUUUAUUUCCCCAUCCCAGAUGCAUACAAACUGCACAAACAACAGGCUAUUAUACUAUAUCCCUGUUGAGUUUGGAACAAGAAAAACUGGAAUAACUUUUAUAGGAAUGGGAGAUAAGGAUAAAACUUUCACAGCUUCCUAGUCGCCAAAGUCUAUCAAAAUCUGUGAAAUCUUGGGUCUCUAGCAAUUGGAAACCCUGAGAAUCAGGAUUCCUUUCUUUUUCAUCCUUCAGAGGACCUCAGCAAUCUGUGGGUAAAAGUGAACGAUAAGAUUUUGAUGAGACGUUUAGGUUUUCAUGACACUAGGAACUCCUCUUAUCCCAGUGUAGUAUUCAACUGUAUGUAUGAUGACAGACCUGAACUGCCACACUUAAGAAAACUGUAUAGUCUUCUAACUUUUACAAAUGGAUUAGCUGCUUGUUAUCCACUAGAAUACUGGGCAUCCUGUGGUGGUCAUCCAGCAGCCAGGAACAGGUCUGUAGAAAUAUAUUACAAUUAUAUACUACGAACUGAGAGUAGUAUACCCGAGCCACCUCUACAUGGUCAGAUCUCCUUUGAUCCAGAGUGUCGCUCGCUAUCCAAAACUAUCCCAAUAAAGGACAAUACAACGAAUAAGAAUUACACAUAUGCAGUCUGCCUUCACAAGAGUAUAUAUAAUCUAACUGAGCCUGAAAUGUUAGUCCAUUGGGUUGAGCUCAAUUUGGCACUAGGAGUGGAAUUUAUGACAAUAUAUCUUCAAAACGGGUACAUUCCUGAGUCAUACUAUAAACUAAUGAUACCUUACAUUAAGAGAGGAAUAGUUGAAGUACUGGACUGGGGUCUAAGACCACCAGUCAUUCCUGGAUACACUAAAUUCUGGGGACAGACUGCAGUCAUUAAUGAGUGUCUCUACAGGAACAUGUAUAGGGUCAAAUACUUAGGAUUAUACGACAUAGAUGAAUUUAUUAUCCCUCAAAAACUAAAAACUGUUCCAGAACUUCUUAAAGAAGUUGAAGCAAAUUCCACAAAAGCUACUGCAUCAUCUUCCUAUGUAGCCAGGAACGUUUUCUAUUAUGACAGACAAAAAGCACUUCCUGAACUGAAACAACGAUAUGCCAAUGACACUAUCGCCCAGACGGCCCAGUGCCCUGGAAUGAAACUACCAAGAUAUUAUACAUUUACGGUCAGAAAUGAUUUUGAUCAUUUCCAACAUCGCUAUAACAAGAUCAUCAUCAAGACUGCUGCAGUUAUUGCAGUCUGGACGCACUGGACUCAAAAAUGGAUGAACGGAUAUACAGGAGAGUACCAUUUGUCCACAAACGAUGCUCUUGUUCAGCAUUACAGGAUACCUGAUAAGUAUCCGCUGACAAACUUUAUUGUGACGACAUUUAGUAUGAGCAGAUACUUCAAUGAGACCCUCAAAGGAAUAAUAAGAAAUGUUUGCACUUUGAAAUAAUUAUUU